Phymastichus coffea is the source of this 1936-nucleotide messenger RNA. It is a transcript of the gene Uvop, whose product is annotated as opsin, ultraviolet-sensitive. Gene Ontology annotation, cellular component: membrane. Gene Ontology annotation, biological process: visual perception; G protein-coupled receptor signaling pathway. The transcript is spliced from 4 exons. The record is from RefSeq and is a predicted model, not a curated record. The coding region runs from base 57 to 1256 and encodes 399 amino acids. Gene Ontology annotation, molecular function: G protein-coupled receptor activity. NCBI's taxonomy places the organism in Eukaryota, Metazoa, Arthropoda, Insecta, Hymenoptera, Eulophidae.
UAGGCGCGACUCGACUGGCGUCUGCCAGCGCAGAGGAGCGUUGAGACGGAAAAAAGAUGCCGGAGUACAACUGGACUGGUGGUGGCGCGAACUGGGAGGCGCGGAUCCAACCCGCGGCCGGUCCGCCGAGGUUGCUCGGCUGGAACGUCCCAGCCGACGAGCUGCAGUACGUACCCGAGCACUGGCUCAGCUUCCCGGAGCCCAAUCCCGCGAUGCACUACCUGCUCGGCCUGCUCUACAUCCUCUUCACCUUCAUCGCUCUGCUCGGCAACGGGCUCGUCAUCUGGAUCUUCUGCUCGGCGAAAUCGCUGAGAACGCCGUCGAACAUCUUCGUGGUGAACCUGGCGAUCCUCGAUUUCAUGAUGAUGAUGAAAACGCCGAUCUUCAUCUACAACUCGUUCAACACCGGCUUCGCGCUGGGCCACCUUGGCUGCGAGAUCUUCGGGGUGAUGGGCACGAUCAGCGGCAUGGGCGCCGGCAUGACCAACGCGGCGAUCGCGUACGAUCGUUACAGGUUGGUGACGAGCUCGCUCGGCCGACUAAUUCCGCUCGGCGCACUAAUUCCGCUCUGCCACAGCACGAUCGCGCGCCCCCUCGACGGCAAGCUGUCCCGAGGCCAGGUGAUCAUGCUGGUGACGCUGAUCUGGACGUACGUGCUACCCUGGGCGCUGAUGCCGCUACUGGGCGUCUGGGGCAGGUUCGCGCCCGAGGGCUACCUCACCAGCUGCACCUUCGACUACUUGACGGACACCGACGAGACUCGCUACUUCGUGGCCACCAUCUUUACCUUCUCCUACAUCUUCCCCAUGUCCAUGAUCAUCUACUUCUACAGCCAGAUCGUGGGCUUCGUGGUCAACCACGAGAAGGCGCUGCGCGCCCAGGCCAAGAAGAUGAACGUGGAGAGCCUGAGGAGCGGCCAGAAGCAGCAGGAGCAGUCGGCCGAAGUCCGAAUCGCCAAGGCGGCGAUCACCGUGUGCUUCCUGUUCGUCGCCGCCUGGACGCCCUACGGCGUCAUGGCCAUGAUCGGUGCCUUCGGCAACAAGGCGCUGCUCUCGCCCAGCGUCACCAUGAUACCGGCCUGCUGCUGCAAAGCCGUCGCCUGCUUGGACCCUUACGUCUACGCGAUCAGCCAUCCCAGAUACAGGUUGGAGUUGCAGAAGAGGCUGCCGUGGCUGGAGCUGCAGGAGAAGGCGCCCGCGCCCGCCGACGCGCAAAGCACCACCACCGAAGCCGUCAACGCGAACGCCUCCGGUUAGACGACUCCACUAGCUGGCCCGCGCCGUCUCUCCUCUUCCGGCAAAGUGAUCCGCCUUGCUCGCUUCAUCCUCCAUUGACCAUCUCGUUGUUCCAGAUACCCCGAUCGCUCGACGACGGCACUCUCCUCAGAGAUCUGCGAGACACGUUGCUCUGCGACCAACGCUACGUGCAUACUUUUAUUACUGCAUUUAUCCUCGUUUUUUUUUUUUUCUGUUUUGUUUGUUUUUUUGUUUCGUCAAAUACCAUUUUUUCUACGAAGCGUGCCCGUUUCUGCUCUUCUCCUUGCACUCGCGUGUAAACCGCGAACACUCGAUCGCCAUUUUCCGGGCGGCUCCACGAUUUCGUUGUUCGCUCUAACCGAUUAAUCAGUUGAGUUGUGCAGAGACGAGAAAGAAUUAUAAUUUUUGCUCGAAGUUGCGUAAUUAAGGCUUCGUUUGGAAAAUACAAUUUAAGAGAUGUCACUUAUAUCAGAGAAAUGUGUAUAUUUUCAACCUCACACGCGAACAUACAUACACACGUUCAUUGUAAAUUUUUUGUCGUUACAUGACAGCUGUUUAUCGAACAAUUGUUGAAUGUAAUUCUACGAUUGUAUGCAUCAGCCUUUGCGAAAUCAAACCAAAGUGUAAUUGGAUUAAGUUUUACAAUAAAGCAUUUGACAUAUUAUUCGAAUACACGAUUU